CACAUUUAACCUGCCAAUACCAAUUUUUGGCUUAUCCCGAGUUUUCCUUGAGUACUAUAAUACAGAAAAAUAAAAGAAAAAUAUAUUAGAAAACUAUUUUUCUAGUAUUCCUUCAAUGAGCAGUUGCUUAGUUGUUAGAGAAUAGACAAAAUCACACCAAUUUCAGGUAAAUCAGUUAUUGCAAAGCAGCAUUUUACAAAUAUUGUAACACAAAUUAUUUCAGAUGGAAUAUUUCAAACAAACUUUAGAUUCUUAUACUUUACUAAUUACCACAAUUAGAGUGCCUAGCAUUACACAAAUGGAAUGCAACUCUUAUCUUAAUUAGAUUGACAAAACCCAGCUAACCUUUCUAAAUUAAGCAAGCUACGUAACAAAGUUCCAAAUGGUAGACCCAGAGAACUUUUGUCACAGCCUUCCUGUUAUUUGCUGAAAACCGGAUCUCUCUUACCUUCAAGUUUCAAAUUGUUGAGGAGAAAUCAACGUCCCCUUUAAAAUAACUUCUUUCGCCGUGGUAUUUCCCCUGACUUCAUUUUAAACAUAUCACUGAUACUAAAAAGAGCAAAGUAUGAAUCUUCAUUCUGUAGCAGCUUCUACAAUGAAGAGUGCUGUUGUCCGUACCAGCUGGCAGGAGCUCAAUAUAGUUUAUUCAUGGAUUCAUGAAAGAAAAAACGUCGCAGUUUUGAGCUUCUGACUGGUAGGUGACCAGUCAGGACUGAUGAAGCUGAAAAUUGUGAGAUUUUGGUCACCAAUCUCUUGGUGCUCAAAUACGUCUGCCAUCCAAAAUUUACUUAUUACAGACUCUGAAUGAUCAUUUUUUAUGUGAAAACUCAGAUAAGAAUUAGAAUAUAACUUCUGCAUUAAACUUGUUUAAAACAAUGAUGGUUUUCUCUCACAGUGUACAAAUAGUCAUGCAUUCACCAGCUGGGACCUUGGUCUACAGCCUGAGUGGGAGUUCUUGGCUUAGACAAAGUAGACAGAGAAAAAUUAUUUUAAGGAUGAUUCUGGUAUUGGUGAGAUAUCUUUCGUAUCACCAUCACAGUCAGUUGUUUUUGUAACACUUUAGAUUCAGCUUUGGCUUAUUCAAAGAUAAUAGUGCUUAGUUUUUGUUUUUUGAUUGUUUUGUUUAGUUUAAUUCUGAAAAUAUUGGAGUUUAAUAAAAAAAUUAAAAAUUCUGUGGCAAAAAUGACUGUAUUCCAUAUUUAUUUGGUUGAUACCUCCAUUUAUGACGUAUAAAUGGAAAUUUGAAACAACACAAGUUAAGAGUUUCUCCCAUCACUAAUUUUUCUCAUUUUGGGGGGAUUAAAAAGAUGAGUAAACUCAUUCAAGAUAAUCUGUGUCAGGUCCUACUCCAAGGAAGAACUUUGUUAGUGCAUUCUCUCUAAAUUUGCAUGCACUUAAGCAAGCUGAAUCGUGCCUGCCACCCACUAGUUAUUUUCCACCUGGUGCCCACCUACACCUACAAUAGUGAAGCAGAGCUAAGGAUAAACACAAAUACAGACAAAACAGAAUGCGCAUGGUGGUCACACUCUUCAGAUUAACCUCUAUUCACACUGAUGAGACCCAUUGUCUUUACCUAGAGCUCUCUGCAUCCAAAGCACAACACACACACCGCUCUGAAACAAUGGUAAUUGUGACCUAUCUUCUCGAACAGUAACUCUGUUUUGGUUUGGACUCUUUGAGGUCAGAACUCCAGGUCAGUCUGCAUCAACCUGAAACAAAAACAGAGGCAAUUAAUGUCCCAAAGCUCCCGCAAGACAUGUCAAGGUGUGUGGUUGAAGGAACGUGUUCGUCAAAGUUGUUCAAAAGUUGAACAAAAGUAUUUCAAGCUAAAUUGGCGGUUAACUUUAGCUUUUACAAUUUCAAAAGUAGCAAUAAAGACAUUUGGAUACUUGGAUUGUAAUUUCUUCGUAACACGUCUUAAAUGAUAAUAAAAGGAUUGUCACCUGUAUUUCAGGAACAUGUAAUCCUUGACUUUAACUUUCAAAUCCUUCUGCAUUUGCAUGAAGUGCUUUUUCAAGGUUUAUCCACAGAUCUUACUCUAUAUUAAUCUCACAAAAUGAAGGGGAUAUGACAAACACCUUGCCUGCACUUGCAGAGAUAAAUCAUUAGGAAUUUUGACAUGUUUGAGAUCAUUAUCCCCAGAUGGAAGCCUCACAUGAGUCUUUUACACAGGUGUAAUGCUUGCUUCCACAGUUUUGCAAUACAUAUUUCGCUUCUUAAAAAUAUAUUCUAAAAACCUGGCUUCAUAUGUGCUAACAUGAGAGCAGAGUAAAACUGCAGCUUUGCAGAGUGGACAGAUCCUUUCUUAGUAUCUUGUGCAAUCAAAUGGGAUUAUUAGGUUCAAUCAGUCCUACAAACUGUUUUUGAAAGCCCAAACUUGACCUUCAUCAUUUACGUUAACUCUCAUUUUGUAAUUACAUUAUGAAUUCAAUCAUAAACUCUACAGUAUACCUUAGUGUUAAGCACCUACUUUGAUGUUCCCAUUGAUGAAAUUUAAUGGAACGGGGUUGGAAGAGUUAAAGUACACCUAAAGGACAGAGACAUUAAUUACACAGCUUUAAACAAGUCAAAACAUCAAGAUGCUACAGAGAAACUUUCAAUUUUUUUUCACACUCAGGGCACAAACCUUUGUGUACAAUGUAAUAGUGCAUAUCUGUGAAGUGGUGCUAAGGUAAGUCAUUGUCUUAAAAAUUAUAUAAAGUAAAAAUAUAAAACUUGAGGUGUGCUUUGGUCCCAACCCCUUUAUUCUCAUACCCCUAAUUCAAUCAAUACUCUUGGUUGUUAUGAAUUGUCUUCAGAAAUUGCAUAAUUAGUAAAAGAAAGUCUGCCUUUCUGUAAUAUAAUUUCAUAGUAAAUACAGUUGUUCUGUGAUGUUCUCAGAAGUUUGUUAAGAAAAUUAUGGAGAAAAUUGUGGUUGUUACUUCCCAGUAGCAAUUUAGGAGACAUAUUAACAUGCAAAAUAUCUGUUGUGAUGACACCGAAUGUGAAAGUAGGUAGUAGUAGAAAUUGAUGGAGAUGAACACAGAAUGUUGCUUUUCAUCUAAUCUGACAGAAUUGAGUCAUUUUGCAAAGCAGUAGAGAAAAUGCUUCAGUCUGUGCACAUGAAUACAUAAAUAAAUUACAUUGAUGUUUGUGACUAUAACAAAAAAUAUAUCUGUAAAUGUUCAGUGUAUGAAAACUAUUAUGAGGUUAUACAAAUAAGGUCUGGAACCUUUUUUUAAAGCACUAAGAGUUCAGAUCUUUCAUUCUGAACAAGCUUUAGGUGGUCAUGCUCUUCCUUUACUGGUACAUGAAGAUUAUUACUUCACAAACAAAACAAGUUGUAAAUGAUGCUGUGAUUUAAGGUUUAUAUGUUCAGGGAACUGAAUUCAUUUCGAACUCUACUUCUAUGAAUAGUAGAAAUUUCAACCAAUGUCAUUUGCUAACUUGUAUUUCCAAAUAAACAUUAAGAAACUAUAGAGUUUUUGUGUUUGCUUUACUUUGCUAUUGUUUCUUCACAAUCUUGUAAUCAUGGAGACAGAAAGAGACGGAGGUAAAGAGGCAGAGGGCAAGAGGAGAUCAGGUUUCUCGGCAGCUCUGUAUCCUAAUCCUGGAUUUGGAAAUGGGAUGAGAAGAACAUAGGUAAGUACAAACAACAAGCAAUUACAGCACUGACAUAGAAUUGAAAGGUGGGGGGAGAGCAGCUAGACAGUAAACAGGGAAUCUCAUAGGUUGUGAGAGGGGUUGGUUAGAUGUAGGUGGGAUAUAAAUACCUGCAGUAGACUAGGGCAGAAAAAUGCUGAGGGCAUGACAGAUGCUGACUUCCAUUGAUCAACGAAGGUUAUAACAAACCAGCAGGGCUGCAUUGUUUAGCUCUCAUUAGAGGAGACUCACAUUUCAGCAGGUGUAACAGUGAUUUUAAAUCGAACAUGAACCAUUUUGGUAUUCACCUCGUUUGAGGGUAGGGUUCUGCUUAAAACUUUAAAGAGUUUUGGCGGAGUUGCUGAAAGGAAAAGAAAAAAAGUAACCUCUCGCAGUUUUCUACUUUCCUAUUCCCAAGUGCCUCAAGGGAGAUGCAUGCUUGACUGAGCCAGAGAAAAAAGGACAAGAAAAGAAGACCAUACUCGAGGUGUAAGACAACUAACGCAGCCAGAAAAAGACAGCAGAACAAGAGAGGGGCCAAAGAAGACAAGACGGGAUCUCAAGAAAGAAGGCAAGAUGACAGAUUUUAGGAAUGCAAUUUAGAGAAGAAAACAUCAAUGGAAAACAAGACCAAAUAAAGUGAGUUAUUGUGCUUUAAAGGAAAGAAAGCUUUUAAAGAGACAAACAUCAGUUAACACUAAGGCUGCUAAAGAAAGCCAAAGAAACAUGGCAUGCCAGGGAUUUGGUGCCGAUCCCUUCACCCCGCUGGCAGGCGAUUCACCCUUACCAAUCCUCAUGCACCAUGGCUCCACCGGUGACUGUUUACCAGCCACAUCCCAUGCUCACAGUAUGGUUUCUGCAGGAUUGUCCCUGGGUCAGACUUCUAAGAGGUCCCACAUGCACCUGUCCACUUCCUCUCUUGGGAAUGCCCUCAGUAAUGCUCCUCCAAGUUUGCAUUACCCAGUCACCCCCUGCCAUUACAGCAACCAGCAAGCAACCUACGGCAUGAUGACAGCCCAGGAGAUGCUUUCUGCUAGUAUAUCUCAGACGCGUAUCCUGCAAACCUGUGGCGUCCCUCACCCCAACAUGGUGAGUGCUGCAAAUCCAUUACAAGGCUCUCUGACUCCUUGCAUAUAUAAGUUUCCAGAUCAUGGACUCAGUAGCAGCUCUUGUGCUUUAAGCCACGGUUUUUCCUCGCUGCCGUCUACACUCCUUUCAGCCGACGAGGUCUCUGGGGGCCCUGGCGGAGAAGUGAAAGGUGACGCACAGCGGAAAGGGAUGCGGGAGCAGGAAGAAGCUCCCCCUAUGGACUCCCCACAGAUACGUGAACUGGAAAUGUUUGCUAAUGACUUCAAAAUACGCCGGAUCAAACUGGGCUACACUCAGACUAAUGUAGGCGAGGCUCUUGCCGCAGUGCAUGGCUCAGAGUUCAGCCAGACCACGAUCUGCCGCUUUGAAAAUUUGCAGCUGAGCUUUAAGAACGCCUGCAAACUCAAGGCCAUUCUGGCAAAAUGGCUUGACGAGGCUGAGCUGGCUGGUGCGUUGUACAGUGAUAAAACUGGAAUGAAUGAGCGGAAGAGGAAAAGGAGAACAACCAUCAGCCUGGGAGCUAAGGAGGCCCUGGAGCGAAGCUUUGUGGAGAAAACUAAGCCAUCCUCUCAGGAAAUAGCCCGGAUAGCCAUAGGCCUCCAUCUGGAGAAGGAGGUGGUCCGAGUGUGGUUUUGCAACAGACGCCAAAGAGAGAAACGUGUCAAAACAAGUCUCAGCCUGAGCUCCUGUUUGACCAAAAUCAAUCCAAACUGUCUCACACAAAUAAGUAAAACCCAAAGACCACUUACAUAAACUGAAGCUCUAAAUUGGCUUCUGAGCUAAUGCGACGGAGGCUUUUUCAUGACCACAGCUUUUCUGACAGUUCCAAAAGUAAUAAAUUCAGUAACAUGCAGAAAUGGAGAUGCAUUUAUGAAAACCUUUGUAAAAAAAAUAAACAUUCCUUGUGUUUCUUGUAUUAACUAUGAAUGUACUGAAAUCUAUUAGAAAUUAAUUUAGUUAAACAAUCCCUCGCAAAAAAUAUCCAUACCCUCAUACGACAUAUUCUUCACCGAGAAAGAACACAAAAUGGUACCAAAUUAUGAAGUGGAAGUUGAAUGACAAAUGCUAUUCACACUUUUUAACAAAUGGCAUCAGGUUUUUUGUUCCAAGAUGUUUUUUGCUGUUUUUUCUCAGCUUUACUGAGUUAAUACUUUUGAGAACCAAAUUUAAUUGUUAGAGCAGCAAAUCUUUUCAGGUAUGCCUCCAGCGGCUUUGCACAACUGAGGAUUGAUUUUUAUUUAUUUAUUUAUUUAUUUUUUCCAGUUGAAGUUCAUUUGAAUUGAACCACAUUGAACAACAGUAAAAGCUAAUCACCCAAUGUGAUUUUCUCUGUAGGCACCGUGCCUUUACAGAUCAGCUGAGUGCCUUUCUGAAAGCUUUAAUCUACAACAUGUCCUUCAGCUUGUGCUUAUUUGUUCCAAGAAAAAGUGAAAAAAAAUACUGAUGAAAUUUCCAUCUAUCUCUUUUUUGACAUAUUUGUGUUCUUCAUUCGGAUGUUUUGUCUUGCCCUAUCUUAAUCAAACUACGGUACUUGAAAAAAUGUAACUGAAGUUAAAAUAAACAUAUAUUUAAAUUUUGACAAUAACUUAUUUAUUUGAAAACUAAUAUAUUGCGUCAACAUGUUUUGCUGCAAUUUGUUUAUUUGAUGGACAAUUUAGAGUUAAAUAUGAAACUUUUAGACAGUAUAGAGCUUUUUAGUCUGUUAUUUCUGUGAUGUUUUGAUUUUGCUGUUGCUUUGUGUUGCUUGCUGAUGUGUCAUACAAUGGGAAUCAUCAGCCAGCACUGACCCUGACCCUGUUGGACUGACUGAUGUGAAAUGUCCAAACUUUGACAGUUUGGACCUUGUAUUACUGUAACUACAACUUACAUCAAGCGCCAGUAACUGCGGUCUGGAACAGCUUGAAAUUGAUUUAGGAGAUCGAUAUAUAUGUUACAUAAAAUCUCAGCAAGACUGAUAGACAGUUUCUUUAUUCUUGCCAAAAAUGUCCAGUACUCCUUUGGUAAAAUGAACCGUCUGAGUAAUGGAUACUGGAAUGUAUUCUAGGUUCAAACUGUGAAUUGAGUGUUAUGAUGAAAUAGUUCACCUGUGCCAAGUCUUGUUUUUACAGCUCUAUUAUCAAAUCAAUGCACACAUUAGGGAGACAGAGUGAGGAUUCAUAAAUAAAACCAGCCGGCGCUUUAAUUCAGGAACAAACUGUUUCCGUUGUGACUUACGUUGGGUUAUAUAACUCGAGUGCUGCCAGGGGAAUUAAAUGCAGUGGGGUUAUGGACUGCCAAUGCAAUUCUUAGGGUGUGAAAAGUUAAAGACAAGUUAUGCCUUAAAGAGACUUGGUGAAAAGCUUCUUUGGCAAGAGUGAAAGUGCCUUUGUGUUAUUGAUGCUGGCUCUAAGGGUAGUGUUGCAAAUUUAUAAGUUAGUCUUUGGUCUCUUUUAACUUUCUAUACAUGUGAGAUUGUGUGAAUAGUUAAAAUGCAGGAAAUUUCAAAGCUAAACUCAGCAAAUUAUUGACGGUAUUACCUGCUUUCUGUCGUACCAUGUAAAUAUCUAAAGCUAUUGUAAAGGAAACACAUCAUGGUUUUCAUAUAUAUAUUGUUUAAGCAACAAAAUACUGUUUUCACUAAAGAAUGCAUGUAAUUUCUUGUCAGUGCAAACCAUUCUGGUGUCUUUAUUUGUUUUGUUUUUUUCAGAGUUGUCUGUAAACAAGCUCUAAAACUCAAGAUAUUUUGUGGCUGUGCAGUCAUGAUCAAAACCUUUAAGACAAAUGUAGUUGUUCCAGAUUUAUGGCUUCAGUUUUGCUUAAUCGUUUUUCUUUCAAUGUUGUAUGUUUAUGGUAAAAGAAAUGGGUAAUAAACAUUUUAUCAGUUCAAAAGGUUUUUAUUAAAAAAUGCAUAAGGUUUAUACAAAUCAUUGCAAGGUUCUCAGUGGGAUUAAGAUCUGAAUAACGCCCUGGCAAUGAGCCGCAAUUUCUAUAUUUGACCUUGAGCCACUCAGUUAUCCAUUUUUCUCUGGAACAUGCUCCACCACCACCAUGCUGGGGAAAACAUUGUUCAUCACUACUUUCCUCUUGGACGAUGUUUUGUUAUAGGUAUUUGUUCAUAGCAGUGUUUUUGGCUAAAAUUGUAAGUCCACUCCCUUAGAGGAGAGACAAUCCCCGGACUAGAAUGUGCUCAGGUUCUUCACACAGCAUGACACAAGAUUCACGGUGAGGUUCAUAGUUUUCAUCUCUGCAGUCAGUUUCACAGAUGUUACAAGAAAACAAAACAUUUAACCAGCCCUGGAGAGCAGUCUUGGCGUACAUUUUGUGGAAUAUUAUUUUCUUCAUGAUUUUCCUUUGGGUUGAAGUUGCACCAUUGAGGUCCUGACACCAGCCCAGCACCCAAAGGUUUGACCUUGAACAAUCACCACACUGCAGAAGUGAUGAUCACUUACUUGAAUCCUUUUUGCAAUAACAGUUGCUCAACUUUCUUGGUUUGCUCUCUGCAUUGCAAAUAAGGGUUUUGGAAUUACUGUAAUUGAUUCACUUACUAAAUAAUUGCACUUCACCCUAUCGCUCUCCAAUUACAUUGCUUGCGAAUUAAUCUUUAAACUGUCUUUGUAAUGGCACCAUAUGAUGGAAAUGUUGGUAAAAGCUGCCAUAUACACAGAAAUGAGCCAAAAUCAUUGGCUUGUCAGGAUACUUCUAUAAAAACGUUUUCUUUGUAUAUAUUAAUGUGCAAACUUUAUUUUGUAGGAAUUUAGGCUUACAGCAGGGAUACAUUUUAAGCGAGUAUUUUUCUCAGCAUUUUUCUAAUAAGGGUGUUGACAUGAAACUCACACUAGAUGUCAGCAACAACCAAACUACAUUUUUUCUCGGUCGCUGAGUUGGUGCAUUUCUCAGAACAGAAUUGAAAUUCUCAAAACUACUUGUUCAAUUUUCAAAUCAAUUUGUCACUUGUACACAUAAAAAGAUAAUUUCUUGUUCCUUCCAACAAAUUGCAAAGCUUUUGGACAUCAUACAGGUUACUUACGCUCAGUUAUCUGCUUUUUCCUACAUUUUCAAUUGCUUUUGUCAUGUUGAUCAAAAUGCAUUAUUUGGGUCUCUGUUGAAUUGUCUCAACCUCCACAAUAUUUAAGCAUUAUUUCAUUCCAUGCAAAAUGCUUGAGCAAGUUACCAUGAUAUAUCAAGCAUAUAUCUAGAUAUUUCCAUUAGAAAAGCCAAUGCCUCACCAGUAAUGAUCAUCACCACAGCUCACUGACUUAGAGUGAAGUCACACAGUACGAAGAGCCAUUUCAGCCAAAAUUAAAAUAAUAAAUAUAUAGGGAAAAUAAGCAGCAGGACAUUUGGACAGUCCAAGGUAACACUGGUAGAAUAGAGUCUGAUGAGAUGCAAUCAGUUGAACUCUUUAGAUGUCCCUUUAAAUACCAUAUUUGGAGAAGAAAUAGAACAAAUUACCACAAAAACAUUUUCUGGAGUAAUGUGGGGGUGGUAACAUCAUUGUUUCUGGCUGUUUUUCAACAUAUGGAACUGACAUCAUGUAAUCAAAGGAAUGGUGUAUAUAUAAAUGUACUGAGGCGUUCUGGGUAAGAAGCUGACACUGAAAUAAAUGUUCUAAGCAAAACAAUGAUCCCAAACAAACUCACUUUGUUUCUUGUAAGAACAAUACAGCAAAAAUACAAAUCUGGAGCCCUUACAAUCUACCGAGCCAUCUUUGAACUCAGUCCAGCUACAGAAAACUUUAGUCACAAAUGUUGCAUGACCUUUUAAAAAAAAGACAACUUAUUUUUAAAUAUACCAGAGGAAAUUGUAAUUUUUAAAGAACUACAAUUUAAUAUUUGUGUGCAUUUUAAAAUAAAGAAAAACAAAGCUUUUGCAAAAAGGGGAUGGACAUUUAAUUCCCUGGGAUGUUAUUUCUGAAAAAUGAAAUAAUAAAAGUUAAUUUAAAAAAAUUAACAGAAAAAUAGAUCUAAAAAUACUUUUGUCAUUCUUUUUUGGGAAGCCAAUAAAAUUAUAAUGCAAUUAAACAAUAUAUAUACAGUAUAUUGUUAUAUAUACAAUAUAUAAGGAACAAUGAGUCAAAACAAAACCUGUGAAUUGAAUACAACUUACUUCCCAUCCAGAUUACUUCAGCUGUCCUUACCAGAGGUACUUCCAUAGAAAUGUACUAUGGAUGUUAAAUAUAUUUCACUUGGUGUGUUCAGUAGUCACCCUCUGUGUCAUUUCCCUUUGUUGCACAUUACCUGUGGACUAACUUGUCACAAUUUCUUUCUACAUAUGGAUCAUUUUGGUUGAGACAGACAUCUGGUAUUAUAAGAAAGUUCAAAAUUAAUUUUCUCCCUCACAUAACAUGUGAGGGACAAAAUAUGACCCUUCAUAUGGAAAAACAGUAUGAGACCCAAUCAGAAUCAUACCUGAGGAAACUUUAUUCCUUAUAAAAGCCAUAAACCUUUUACAGAAUCAAUUAACAAUGACAAAGAAGUAAACAAACAUGAGUAAGCAUGUCUUUGAAAACAAACUUCCACCCAGGCAACGGCACUCAUCAAAAUCUGUAAAGACCCUAAUUCUGUUUACAAUUAUGUUAGACUGGUGCAUGAUAGAGGAAGAAAUGAUGAGCAAAACCUCAAUGGAGUAUGUUGGGCUAUGUGUGUCACAAGAGUGCAAGAAUUACACAUUUUCAGUUCAUUUUGGAAGCAGGAACUGAUGUGGAAUUAAACGGCCAGAAAGAGAAAGACACUAUGUUUCAUUGAACAGAUAUCACCAUUUCUCUCACAAAGCCUGAAACUGCUGACAUUAACAAUUCACUUUGUUGGAAAGUCAGACAUGAAACAUUUUAAAUCACAGUGUCAUUUCAACACACACUUCCAUUAUUUUGUAGCUGUAGUGUGCAUGUGUGUGUAGUUUCUUUUGUAUGAGGCAGCUGAAGAUUCCUAAAGAAAGUAACUGCACAGCAGCUGAGAGAG
Xiphophorus couchianus (Monterrey platyfish) is the source of this 10646-nucleotide messenger RNA. It is a transcript of the gene pou1f1, whose product is annotated as POU class 1 homeobox 1. Lineage: Eukaryota; Metazoa; Chordata; Actinopteri; Cyprinodontiformes; Poeciliidae. Gene Ontology annotation, molecular function: DNA-binding transcription factor activity, RNA polymerase II-specific; RNA polymerase II cis-regulatory region sequence-specific DNA binding. The transcript has 7 exons. The record is from RefSeq and is a predicted model, not a curated record. Bases 4348 to 5463 code for a protein of 371 amino acids. Gene Ontology annotation, biological process: regulation of transcription by RNA polymerase II.